UGAUAUAGUUCUGUCGUUCAGUCGGCAAUCAGCAGAAAUAGCGAUGAGUUCCCCGGUCAGCGAGUCCAAGCUCAAGGAGUACUACGAUGUGGCCAUGAAGCUGGUCCUCAAGUGUGGACCUCUGAUGCAGGAGGGCUACCAGAAGGCCAAGACGGACUACAAGGUCAAGGCGGACUUCUAUGAUUUGGUCACUGUUUAUGACAAACAAAUUGAGGAUAUCCUAACUGAAGGGUUGGUAGCCGCCUUUCCUGAAUCCCUAAUUAUUGGUGAAGAGGAGUCGGCAGCCUCGAAGCGGCAAGCGGAACUAACGGAUGCACCCACAUGGAUCAUAGAUCCCAUCGAUGGCACCACUAAUUUCAUCCACCGCAUACCCCACUGCUGUAUUUCCGUGGGCCUAGCCAUUAACAAGGAGCUGGUUGUAGGCAUCAUUUACAAUCCACCGGCAAAUGAACUUUUUUCCGCCUAUAAGGGACAUGGAGCCUACUUAAAUGGCCAGCCCAUCCACACAUCCAAAGUGACGAAGAUCAACCAGGCGGUGAUUGCAUACGAAAUCUCCCUGAUUCAUGCCGCUGGAGUGAGGGACAAGAAUGUGAAGAGACUAUACAAGAUGGCCUCAAAUGCCACGGGAACGCGGUGUUUUGGAAGUGCUGCCCUAACCCUUUGCUAUGUGGCUACGGGUCAGUGCGAUACCUAUCAUGUGGAGGAUCUGAAACCCUGGGACAUAGCUGCCGGAGCCAUAAUCCUGACCGAAGCCGGUGGAACUAUUUGCCAUACCAGCGGAUCUAAAUUCGAUGUGAUGAAACCGGAUUGCGUCUGUGCCGCCACGCCGGAGUUGGCCAAAAAUGUGAUUAGUCUUAUCGAAGAGGCUAACCAGAUUACAGAGUACACAUUCAAGUAAUGAUAGCAGUAACCAACCCAGUCAGUAUGUAAACUCAGUAUCUACAUUUAUCAUUUGUAAUUCAACUGUAAAAAUUAUAAUCGCUUGAGAUUAAACAAAAAUAUUCCAGUUUAUAAAAAAAACAAAUUUAACAAAA
Molecule: messenger RNA, 1034 nt
Organism: Drosophila eugracilis
Lineage: Eukaryota; Metazoa; Arthropoda; Insecta; Diptera; Drosophilidae
Product: inositol monophosphatase 2
Exons: 2
Coding region: 44-898 (284 amino acids)
Biological process (GO): phosphatidylinositol phosphate biosynthetic process; inositol metabolic process; signal transduction
Molecular function (GO): inositol monophosphate 1-phosphatase activity
Source: RefSeq, a predicted model, not a curated record